Messenger RNA from Mollisia scopiformis, 789 nucleotides. RefSeq lists its product as uncharacterized. The record is from RefSeq and is a predicted model, not a curated record. The coding region runs from base 174 to 704 and encodes 176 amino acids. NCBI's taxonomy places the organism in Eukaryota, Fungi, Ascomycota, Leotiomycetes, Helotiales, Mollisiaceae. The transcript has 2 exons.
CAGCAACGACGCCGGUUCAGUCAUCGGCAAGAAGGCUAGUAUCUUCCAACAGAUUAGCCUUCAAAGACAUAUCAGACAGGUGCUUUGCCUGAUCUGCAAAACUGAGUCAUAAGGCGAGCAUACCGACCUCCUUUCAUCUUACCCCACUGCAUAGAUUUGUAGCGAGCGCAGUCAUGCAUGAAAGAUUCUUUGAGCAAAUUGGGAGGCCUCCAAAUGAUAGCAAUCACGUGUUAAGCGACCCUCACGCAGAACGGCUGGGUAGGAGGCCUCGGUCAGCAGAUCUGUCUGUGAUACAUAGUCUAAGUGCUAAUUUGGAGGUGGGUCCCCUUGGGCGAAAGAAGCUGGAACCGCAAUCCUGGAUCUCGUGUUGGUUUCCGUUUGUGGCCAUAGCAAACGAAGCAGAGGUGCUUCGCCUAACCUCUGCAUCGCCUGGCCUGGGAUGUCAAGACCUUUUCAUAUAUUCAUGCUCUGCCUUUGUCGACAUUUCGAGUUCUCUUGCUCAAAAGAGGAUUCAAACAGUGGUCUUUGCUGGCAAAGCGAAUCUGAUCGCAGAGCUCGCAAACGAUUCAACGCAGGUCUCCGUGCCUACAACUUUCUUCAAGGCUCUACAGUUGGUGGAGUUAUUUUCGCUCAUGGGCAUUGACAGUAAAUUCAUGAUCUGCAGCAUCCCACAUGCGUGCAUUCUCUCCGAUAAAAGCACCUGAUCUAUUUAGUGAGCGCUUACUGUACAUAGACUCUACCAAUCUGUAAUGACUUAGGUAUAGCAAACCGUUUGUAAUUCUUUCGGUA